UACCAAAGGCAUUAGAGAAUGUGCUGUAAUUCUGCAGUAGUUUCAUUGCUUGGUUAGAAGGGUGGUUUUUGACUGGGGGAGAUUCAGCUGGGUUCUAAUGACACUCAACCUGCCACAGCAAACAGUCAUUACCCAAAACCACACUCUGGGUCAGUCAAUCCUCAACUGCCAUCCAGUGUUGACUUUGCAUCCAUUUCCUCCAAUAACGUAGGCCAUUUUAUAUUUGACAUUUUGUAUUUAGUUAUAGUACUGAAUUUGGGGACUUGUCAGACACUGUUCAGAAAGGCAAGUAAGAAACACACUUACAAACUACUCCUACACUUUGGAUGCCAUCGUGCUUAGCCACAUGCGUUACACUUCUGACACCAAACGUUGCAAAUUUAUGGGGUAGCCGUCUGGGACUUGCAUUUGUGAGUCCAAGACCUUUGCCAUUAAACCAAGAAAGGUCCAAGCCUCUUGAAAAGGUUGUUAGGUGUUGUACGGAGAAUGAUUGUUAGAAUUUAGCUGCUAUUUAAAGUCAGUCACAGUCCAGACUCUAUUGAACAUGUACAGCUGUACGUUAGUGUGUACAUGUACUGUACGUUAGUGUGUACAUGUACUGUACGUCAUGUUCUGUACGUUAGUUGGCAAAUCGGCUUCUGUUCUGAACAUGUUAUCAUUUCUUGUGAUCUAUCUAAUGGUAGAGAGCUGGUUGCCGUUUUAUAGUAUUAGUGGUGGUUUAUUUUGGGAAACAGACUGCUUGUAACUUGCUUGUGCUUUGAACCAUGUUGCUACUAGAGAUGCCUUUUGUCAUUUUACAUGAAUGAAAACAACAUGAAUGUAUUAGUGUCAUGUGUUGCACAAGCUUUGGUGUUCCCUGUAUUGUGCUUGAGCAGUGAUCAGUCAUAACAUAGCUGUAAGAGUAAUGGGACACACCUACAACUAGGUAGAGCAGUUUCCAUGACUGCAUUAGAGAAUGCCAUAAAUCUAGAUUAUUUUAAGAGCUUUUUGGGGGGGAAAGCACCUUUUUGAAGAGUGGGAACGACAUGGAAAUGAACACAACUGUGACUGUUAUUUCCCUGACUGUCAUUCUCCUGGGCUCGGUGGAAGGUAACGGGGUACAGAUGCAGAGAGAUGUUCAGUGCUGUAUGCAGUACUCCCAGGGGAAAGUGCGCACCAAAGACGUGCUGAGGUUUGAGGUACAGACGGAGGGGCCAGACUGCAGUAUAAAAGCCAUCAUACUGUACACCAAGAAGGCGGUGAAGUGUGCUGACCCCAGAGACCGAAAGGUCAAGAGGUUACUGAGGAAGCUGCUCCAGAGGCAGAGGACCAAAGCACAUAGGAUCAUGUGGCUCUACCCUCAUGGCAACCUGCCAGUCAUGUCGGAGGACAAGAAGGAUGGGUGGGAUGCCUUCCAUGUGGAAUGAGUGUGAGGUUGUUGUUACCACAAGAGAAUUAUUGUCAUAGGCCAAGUAAACUUCCAGCGGCUUGUCAUCCUAACUCAGCCAAGCUUUCUGACUCUCCAGUCGUCUCGUGUCAAUAUCUCCCUGGGAGUGUGGUGGCUGAGCUGUCAUUGCCAUACAGUCCAUGAGAGGUUUUGAUAUAUAGCUAAAUGUAUUUUACACUGACUGUCGCUAACUAUGCCAAAGUAUUAUGCUAAGUAUUUCUGAUUACUCUAGCCCAAGAAACCAGUCUUCACCGUCAAUGUAUACCUGUUCAAUGUAUACCUGUUCAAUGUAUACCUGUUCAAUGUAUACCUGUUCAAUUUCCUAGAGGGCUUGUUCUCGCCUGAAACACAAUCUAAUGUAGAAAAAUGCACUGUCUGUUUAAACACGACAUCUGAAGUGGAUCUUUUCUAAAUAAAUGGACCUGAAGGAA
Molecule: messenger RNA, 1857 nt
Organism: Oncorhynchus tshawytscha (Chinook salmon)
Lineage: Eukaryota; Metazoa; Chordata; Actinopteri; Salmoniformes; Salmonidae
Product: C-C motif chemokine 17
Exons: 6
Coding region: 1026-1406 (126 amino acids)
Biological process (GO): neutrophil chemotaxis; immune response; positive regulation of ERK1 and ERK2 cascade
Cellular component (GO): extracellular region
Molecular function (GO): CCR chemokine receptor binding; chemokine activity
Source: RefSeq, a predicted model, not a curated record